UCGAUCGGUAGAGAGACAAUCAAGGCUCCAAGUGAUUUAUUUUGACACCUUUGGGAUAGCUCAAUAUGUUGACGUGGCAAUUGUGGUGCGCUCUGAUGUUCGUAUCGUGGUUCUAUUUCUUGUGGACGCGUCGCAGAUUCUAUCUAUUAACGCUUAAGAUACCUGGCCCACAGGGCUAUCCAAUAAUUGGCAUGGCACAUAAGCUGCUUCGCAGGGAAAAUGUGCUGAAAGAAUUUGGUUUCUAUUUGGAUAAGCAUGGACCCACUAUUUUUUCUUGGCUGGGUCCCAUACCAUUUAUGAUAGUGAGCGAUCCACAAAUUAUACAGGAUAUAUUCACAUCACCGCAUUGCAUCAACAAGGGCAUCAUCUACAAGGCCGUCGAUGAUGGCGCUGGCUUGGGAUUAUUCAGCUUGACAGAUCCUCGCUGGAGCGUACAUCGUAAGCUACUGAAUCCGGCAUUUGGACACAAAGUGUUGCUUAGUUUUCUGCCCAUUUUCAACAACGAGACAAAAGCUCUUCUCAAGCUAUUCGACACAUUAGUGGAUGAUGGCGAAAAGGAUUUGAUACCGUUUCUGCAAUAUUUUACCUUGGGCAUAGCAACGCAAACCACAAUGGGAAGUAAUGUGAAGUUGGAUGGGGGCAUUAACAACAAUCGGCUGCUCGAGGAUUAUCAAUGUGUUUUGGAAACUAUGACAGAUAUGUGCUUUUCGCCAUGGCUUAGUAGUAAAACGGUACGCCAACUAUUCGGCAAGGAGGAGCGCUACUCGAGCGCCAAGUCGGAGAUACGUGGGUUUAUCAGAAAGCUAAUAGAAAGAAAACUGGCUAGAGACGCAGAAAUUGCUGAAAAUGGUAAUCCUUCCCCCUUGGAAAAAAACAUAUUUUUAAACCUAGCAACUGAUUUGCUGAAACGUGGCAUCUUCAGCUGGAAAAACGUGGAAGAUGAAUCAAAUGUUAUUGUUUUUGGAGCUUUUGAAACAACUGCCAACACGGUUGCCUACACAUUAAUUCUACUUUCGAUGUUUCCCAAAUACCAGGAGAAAGCAUUUGAGGAGAUUCUCGCUUUGUUUCCCGACCCUGGAGACUUUGAGGUAACCUACGCGGAUACACAGGAAAUGGUCUAUUUGGAUCUUAUUCUAAACGAAUCGAUGAGAGUGAUACCGCCUGUUCCAGUCGUCUCUCGGCAAACGUCCCAGGACGUAUUGCUUUCAAGCGGAGUUGUUGUUCCAAAGGGUGUUCAAAUUGCCAUCGAUAUAUUUCACCUGCAUCGCAGUAAGAAAAUUUGGGGUGAGGACGCGGAAACAUUCGAUCCGGAACACUUUCUGCCCCAUCAUUACCAAAAUAAGCAUCCAUACGCAUUUAUACCUUUCACAAAGGGCAUUCGGAAUUGCAUAGGCUGGAGAUAUGCUUUGAUAUCUGCAAAAAUUACGUUGGCGAAAUUGCUAAGGAACUACAAAUUCUCAACUAGUUUUAAAUUUGAAGAUCUUUAUUUUGUUGAGGAUAUAACUAUAAAACUUAAGACAGUGCCGCUACUGAAGCUACAAAGGAGAACUUGAUAGCUUAUGCUAUUAUUCUAUAUGCUUAUGUUAUUUUCUUACAUUAUGUAAAUAUGAGUAAAUAAUUGUUAUGAAUAUACACCUCAUUCUGUUUUUACACGGUAGAUUGGUUUCAGAAAAAUCCGUGUUAAAAGAGACAUUGAUCGUAUGCAAAAAUAGGUGAUUGGUUUCUUAUCUCUAAGACCUAAUAAAAUAAGUAAAAAACAAGGAUUUUUAAAGAGCAAGUAUUCUUGUUUAUUUUAUUAAAUCACAUAUAUAAUAUGUUCACAAAAUAUCAAAAAUUUCUUUGAUAAGUAAAUUUGCUUGUAUGCACAAAAAGGGAAUCCACCAAAUUUGUGAUAUGAAAAUAUUACAGAAAAGAUAUCGUGUAAAAAAAUUUUAAAUUUGUUUAUUUUCAAACCGUGUUAAAUCAAAACCGUGUAAAAAUGACCGUGUAAAAACAGAAUUAGGUGUAUGGCCUUUGAUCCUCUUCAUAAGUACAAGAGAAUUCAGUUAUAUUGAAAAAUGUUUUUUUUGUUGGUAUU
This is a messenger RNA of Drosophila novamexicana, 2077 nucleotides long. RefSeq names its product probable cytochrome P450 313a4 (gene Cyp313a4). The record is from RefSeq and is a predicted model, not a curated record. Lineage: Eukaryota; Metazoa; Arthropoda; Insecta; Diptera; Drosophilidae. The transcript is spliced from 7 exons. The coding region runs from base 66 to 1553 and encodes 495 amino acids. Gene Ontology annotation, molecular function: iron ion binding; heme binding; oxidoreductase activity, acting on paired donors, with incorporation or reduction of molecular oxygen.